UUUCGUCCUCUCCUCUCCGCAGGGAAUAAGGUAAGCCAGCUCCGAGUAGAAGGAAAAGAGGAAAGCUCAUUACCAGCCGCGCCGCUCAUGGCGCAGUGAAAAAGGACGCGUCCCUCUGAGACUAUGCGGCUAUAUCUUCGCUGUUUCUGCCUCUGGAACCGGAAGCCCUGUCGAGGAAAACAAAGUUAAACACGGGCCAAAGUGAGCGGGAAUGUUGUCAGGAGCAGACUGCUUCAAGAGGCUUUAACUUAACCGAGUCAGCAACAUGACCUAAUUUGAGAAAAGUUUGAGAAACGACUGGGUGGAACUCCCCCCAGUUUUCCCCCCUGCAAGACGGACACAUGCAUCAUUGCACAUUCACAUACGUAUGAUCUACAAGCCCGGCCUUUCCCUUCCUGCCAGUUGCCCCAGGCCUUCAUGGAUUCUUACAACUUGCACUUUGAGAGAAUGAGCAACGUGGACCUGCAUCCUCUUAGCCUGUCUGUAAGCCGGCUUUCGCCAGCCAAGUCCAACAGCAGCAUAGUUGACCAUUUAGCCCACCACCAGCACGGUAAAGGAGAUUCUGCUUACAGCUCCUUCUCUGGUGGGUCCACAGCCCCAGACUACCCGUCUCCGUUCCUCCCUGAUGACCUACAGUCUAGCUCCUUCAGCCACUAUGCUGACCUUAAAUACGUGAAGUCUAUCUACCAUCCCACCCAGUUUCUGCAGUCUGACUCAAAGACUAUGGAUCAGCUCUACCGCUCUGUCGAAGCCAUCUCACAGCAGUAUCGCAAUAACACAGAAGUGAACUACCAUAGCCACAAUGGCAGCAAGAGUUUGCACUUCAACAACACUGCACACCCCAAAAAGGAGGCACAUUCGAGGACUCCGUCCCAAAAUGCUCCAGCUGCUGGCCAUGCUCCCCCAGUCCCAGCACGCCUUGAUAGUUUUAUAGCCACUAAAAACUUGGAGAACAGCGGGGUUCACCUUCAUGGUACCGAAUUUAAGCCUCUGCCCCAACAACCUCCACAGCAGCUCAAACCCCCUGGCCAACCACAUUCUCAGAGUCUAAAUGCUCCAAGGACUGAGAUCCAGGAUAAAGGCAGCUCAAGCUUGAGUUCUGAGCCAGUGUACUCAGUAUGGAGAGGCCCUCACGAGAUGCAGCAGGCCCAGCAUCCACCAAGCUACCGGUUGCACCUCCAGCUUCACAACCAGACAAGGGUGAACCCAGAAAACCCUUCCACCGUGGACAACGGUGCUGCCUCUGAGCCGCACAGGUCAGCAAACGCCCCAAGCAGAUCACCUCCUCAAGGCAAAAACCAGCCGGAACACCUGACGCCCAAACGGCCUUCUAGCAGCAGUGACUUUAAUGGAGACCAUCUGACCAAAUCGAGUAGUCCUUUUCGAAGUGAGCGCAAAAGGGCACACUCAGCUCAGGAAUGGCGUGGUGGUCCAGAGCCGCAGCGACCCGCCAGCCCCAGGAACAGCAGCCAGAGUUUUCUCAGCAGCAGCAUUAAACACAAGGGCCAGUUUUACUUUGUCACAGGGGUGUACAAGCCAUCCGACUCUGGUAUGCGGACCCACUCUGCAACCGUAAGCGGUACAGAGGCUGCAAGGGAGGUCUCCGCUGCCUUAGAGUCCCACCGUCACCGAGACAAACAGCGGUCUCACAGCACUAUGGAUAAUUUUUUCCGACCUCCCCAGGAGAGUCCCCACUCUUCCAGUGGUACAAUUCCAGAAGACGAGGAGGUUUUCAUUUCAGUGGAUCAGGAAAUGGACCUGAUGUUCAAGGGCAUGGACCAGGAGAAUCACAGACCGCCCCACUUUUUGAACACCGUGGAAGAAAGUCGUGAGAUCGGCCGCCACACCGCAAGCAACCCGAUAUUCUACUGCGGACCGGACGGACAGAGCCCCCCGCAUUCAGCCGCUCGUCGAGGCGAGGUCAAUUUGGUGACGAGCAACGAGUCGCCGAGCUACAGCAAGAUAGAAGAUCCUGCAAACCGAGGGAAGCGGCAGCCUUUGGAGGACGUUGCUAGCGAGAGGAUAAGCAAAGAGACCACGCCGCUGCUGUAUCACCUCACCGGAGCUAGUCGAACAGUUUUCCAACCCAAGGUGGAUCCUGGAUUCGGCGGAAGAAAGGAGGCAAGCUUCAAAAAAUCCGUCCAGGGGGAUGUAGCAGUAGGUGAUACAGAGAGACCAGCACAAGGUGACACUUGCCAGAACCCGAGGGGAGAGGCUCCGUCCGUGGCAUGUGGCACUUUAGAUGAUUGUUUUAAGAAGUACUACAAAGAGAAACUAAAGGACGCCCAGUGCAAAGUGUUGAGAGAGACGUCGUUUAAGAGGAGGGACCUGCAGCUGCCUUGGCCACACAGUUUGACGCAGAACUCUGAAUGUAGGCCAGUAGCCAUUCACUCGUUCUCCUCAUCACAGGACUCUGAGAUAUCCACAGACACACUCACUCCUUCGUUGACAUCCGAGGACACGGAGAAGGGCAGCAUAAAAGAGGCCUGGGACAAUCAAAAGGAAAUCGACAAAUCAGCGGAGAAGCAAAACGGGAGGUUGGCGAAUGUGGCCCAGCCCCAGGUGGCACGCAUCGGAGGCAGAAAGAGACUGACCCAAGAGCAGAAAAAGAUGUGUUUCUCUGAGCCAGAGAAACUGAACUUGAUCGGUGGCACAUCCAGCCACUCGCCCUCCCGCUCCUUUGGAAACGAAAGCGAGGGAUUGUUUGCGGCCGAGUGUGAGGGAGAGGAGGGGAUGCAGCAAGCGGAGCAGGGACUGGUUGCAGCACGGAGGAGGAUGUUUGAGUCAAGAGGGCGAGCUCUGUCUGUCUCAAGCGCGUCAAAGACGACCCUGAAGCAUCUACAGCAUCAGGCCCUCAUGGAAUACAUAGAACGAAAGACGGGCCAGAACGUGGCUGAGCCGCAGCUCCCGACACCUCACUUACCGACUCCGCCCAGACAGAGGCAUUCUCUUGGCGAGAAACCGUUUGACUGGAGUCCUCGCCCACAAUCAGGGAAUCAGGAGAAACCCACGAAGAAGAAACACCACAGACCCCACUCCGCUGGCCGCAUUCUCGAUUCCUCAACUAGCUCCAUCAGGUAUGCCCAGUUUUUCUCUGCACAGUCCUGCUCAGGCCACUAUCCUGGCCACCAAAACCCUUCCAGACCGAGGGAGAGUCAAGGCCCACCUCAGGGGAAAUCUGCAUCUGCAGAGAGUCUGUUGGACCAGCGAGAGCCAACCGGUUUCCUAAGGAACAGAUCCACAUCCACACCACACACAUUUCAGGCACAUGACAAAGAAGAGGACCCAUUACCAGUUAACGCUGUUGAAACCCAACGCUGUCAGAAGAACGAAGCAGAAGCGCCAUCAGAAAAGCGGGUCCCCGAGGGCCAGCAACGCGCUCGGACGGUGGGACAGAGGGGGAAGUCCAUGGAGGAGCUCGGCGCAUCGACGGUUACUAAAGUAUCGACCCUGAGUAAAAGCUCCGAGCACCUGGAUCAACUGCGGAAGAAUUCAGCCGAGCCCGCAGGCGAAUACAGAAACGAGAGGAAGGCUGCACACCUUGCUGAAGACAGAAGUGCUAGACGACAGGAAGCGAGAAAAGAAGCGGAGUUUGUUGGUCAGAGUAACUCUCAGGGACAGAGCCAACACCAAACCCGGAGCAAUUCUCCAGAGAGGCAACGUCCUGAGCAAGGGGGGGAUGCGGCAGGAGAACGACGCUCCGCCGGAGCCGUCUCUCCAGCCUCCAGUGGAGAACUUAGUGAGACAGUUUCUAACCCACCAUCCCUCAGAGGUCAAAAGACCAGUGAACGGGAGAUCAAAUCCUCCUCCUCCACACCCACCCAGACAAAGCUUCCUUGUGAAAGCCCACCGAGCUCCAGUAGAGGCGGGACGUCCCCUGGAGUAGAGCGGGAGCAGAAAGCGGACAACUCAAUCGGCGAGACAAACCACGAAGUGUCUCUGAGCUGCGGCGUCACCACUGAUCCAUCGCUGUGGAUUCUCCCGCCAGAGGAAGAGCUCAAGGAGGACGUCCUGAAUCCCCAGCUGGCAAACGACGUUCCCAACGAUCCCGGCAGCUCCAUCUCCACCAAGCAAAAAACCAACCCCCCUGCGUCUCCCUCUACUUCCGUCUCCGAAGCGGAGGUGAGGGAGCGGGCGGAUGAGGGGAAAGGUCCGGAGCUGGAAGCUGAGACGGUGGGAGAAAAGGAGGAGACGGAGGACGGGGGAACGCCAGAGGGAGAGACAAACGGCUCAGAGAGGUCUGCCAAGAAACCCAAGUGGGAGGAGCUGGUAAAGGCAGUGGUCAAAGCUGACCAGUCACUGGCCAGGGUGCUCUGUCCGGUGGCCAAUCGCAAGACCGCGCUGAUGCUCAUGGAGCAGCUCCUGUCUGAGGACACGCUGCUGAUGGAGGAACACUACAAGAAGAAACAGGAGCAGAAAGGAGCUGCAGAAAGUGAAGGAGAUGAACCAUCCCCAUGUCUGCCCGAUCCCGACGGCGUGAAAUCUCAGCGUACAGACGAGCAAAGCGAAGCUGAAAUCACCGAGAAGAAGCGCUUGUUGGUCUUUUACAUCAACGAGCAUCUGCGCUCUCUGGAGGAGUCGCGUGGCGCCCUGCAGACGGAGGUGGAGGAGAACGCCGCCCUGGGCGAGGCGAUGAAGCUGCUGGUGCACGAGCGCUGUCUGCCAGUGGAGCUGGAGAGGUACAACCUGUUCAUCGGCGACCUGGAGAGGGUGGUCAACCUGCUGCUGUGCCUGUCCGCCCGCUUAGCCAGGGUGCAGAACGCCCUGAGCGUUGUGGACCAGCACACCGAUGCCGAAGAGAAGGAAUCCCUGGACAGUCGCCACCGUCUGCUGUGCAAACAGAGGGAGGAUGCCAAAGAUCUGAAGGACAACCUGGACCGCCGAGAAAACCUGGUCUCCACCUUCCUGUCGCGUCAGCUGUCCGCCGAGCAGCUGCAGGACUACCGGCGCUUCGUCCAGACCAAGGCCUCGCUCCUCAUCCGGCAGAAGGACCUGGAGGAGAAGCAGAGGCUGGGAGAGGAGCAGCUGGAGGCGCUUUCUAACAGCCUGAAUAUCUGAAGGGACAAACGCUUUGGCUCGUAGUUUCCAGGCUCCGUUUGCCUGUUGGAGAUAAUCCCAUCAUGACUACCCCCCCCCCUCCCCCCUCCUAUCAGGACAGGAAUAACUCCUGAGAGUCAAGUGAACUUUUUCCGCCCAUCACAGUUUGCACAAUCAGCAGUGUGCACUAAAAUGUCUUAAUAUUGUACAUUUGUUUUCGCUUUGAGCAGAAUGGAACUGUUUCGGUGUGCCUUGAUACAUUAUUAUGUAGCUGUUGGACAUUUUAUCUUAGAGCUGCUGUGCAGAAACUCGUAGUACUUCAGAUAGAGUCCUCUGUUUUUCACCGAGACAAUAAGCCCCGCGGCCCUGUACCUGCACCUGUGGAAACCUACUAUAAGCUUUAAGAUCGUCCCCUGAGCGGCGACGACGCUUCAGUAGCCGGACGGAGAGCGGAGGGCUGGAUCACGUCAGGAAAAUGUACUGUAGAUGUAGAAGAUUUCAUAUUUUUUUCCGUUUGGUUGCCUGUAUUUUUUAAAUGCAUUUCAAAUUAAGGCACGAAAAAAAAAACCAAAAACAAAGUUUAACGUUGAAAUAAGCACUUUGAAAAGAUACAUGAACGCACAUUACAUCAAAUCCGAGUCUAAAUAAUUUCAAGUAAAUGCCUUCCUCACAUCUGUUAAAGCACCCAUUUCUUUCUCUUGGAUUUAAACUGCAUCUAUUUUCACUUUUACAGCUUCUGCUUGUAUCCCAUGAUGGUUCCAUUCAUUCUCAUGUUCAGGAAUAGAGAAAUAUGGAAAAUGCAUAGCACAACCUUCACCAAAGGCAGCAGCAGUGACAGCAACGUCUCCAGGACUAAUGUGAGUUCAUCAAGAGAGGAUUUAUAUGGCAACUAAUCCAGGGAGGAGAAAAAAACUCAUUAGAAAUGUUGUCUGUGUGCAGUAUCUUAGAGACCCAUCACACUGGCACCCUAUGAGAGGAUUUAGAUGUUCUGUUGCGAACCCAGUCUGACUGUAAUUCACCAAGGUGGGGACUAACUGGUUGUGACAAAAACUCAGGUUUAAUCAGAUAUAGAUAAUUUCUGCUCCACUUCUGACCAGCAUUUUCCCUCCGCUGCCUGUGUACCAUCAGCAGUACCAUUUCUACUGGCACCUGAAAACGUUAUAUUAGCGAGCCGUGUAGUGAUUCUUCAGGGCUCACUUUUCUAACCAUUUUAUCCGUAAGGACUCAAAAUGUUAUUUUGAGUUUAUGCUCUGUCACAUCACACACGUUUUGCUCCCAAACAACACCUGUAGUCACCUCAGCGGUCUGGCCGUUGACUAUCUGCUAGCUGUGGCUCUAUGUUGAGUCCUCUUCCCUCAGCUACUGAUUCUUCCUUCCCUGUAAUUCCAAGACUUUAAUGGUUUCAUAAUUCUCAGGCAAAUGUGUUUCCAACACAGACACGGGCUUGCUAAAAUUCAUCUUCCAUACCUAGGUUUACUUCCGUAGUUUCACCAAUGUUUCCAAAAUAGGGGAUUUUUGUUGCAAAAGUAUUUAGUACAUAAUUAUUUUUGACAUUUUCCCAUUGAAAAGGCCUUCUUGUGUCAGCGUAAGAAUCCUUUCCAUGAUUACGAUGAGAUUUCCAGACAAGUCAUUAUCCAUAUAUGGUGGUGCCUUCCAGUGAGUCAAAUGGCUCUUUUUCUUUCAGAUUCUUUUAGAGUCCCUUUCUGCUUUGAAAAACAAUUUAAAGACUACGUGUGAUUAAUUUUUCCUCAGCCUUCAAGAUUUUUGAAAUUACGAGAAUAAAGUCAUAAAAUUGUGAGAGUAAAAUUCAAAUUUUAUGAGAAUUUUAUGAGAAACUCAAAAAAUUGCUUCCUUCCCCCAGUCUUAAAAUGAUGAACGUUGAGCAUCUUGUGAAGUUAUACUUUGGUGUCGGUUUCACAAAUAAGGAAAUACUUAAUUCAGAUCAAAUUAUUAUUAGUGUCAGGACUUUGACACGAUUGUGCAAACGACUGUGUGAUUUUAUUCUUGCAAUAUUACGGCUUUUUUCUCGUAAUUUACAAAUGAAAAAAGUAUUACGUCCACUGAUGAGUAAAGCAAUUUAAAAAAAAAAAUGGUCACAGAGGAAUACAUUUCCACAAAAGAAACAAAGCAAUUUUGAGAUUAACUGAACAUGUUUGCGAGAAAAAAAAAAACAAGUUUUCUGAUGUUGAAUGGUCGUAAAUUUUAAAGAAGAAAUUAAUUUUCUCUCUAUAAAGGCAUAAAUUUGCUACGUUAAAACAAGUAUACCUCUGACAUUGUAAAGUCAGAAAUUUGGAUCCUCUUGUGACCCCCAAAUGGUGUCUUGUGAUCCCUUAGGGUGUCCCAACCCCCAUAUUGGGAACCCCUGACAUAUGUGAUGUAUGUGAUGCCCUAUAAGAGAAAGGUACAAAAAAAAAAACACAAAAUAAAGGACUCAAAGUGUCUCUCAUGCUUCAUGCUACCAAGUCUUAACUAUUAUCAAUUGAUACUAAACCUCACUUAGACAGAAUAGUACUAAGGAGCAAUUAGCGCAAAGUAUUUUCUCCCACCGUGUCCUUUUGUUGCAGAAGCAACAUCUUAUACUUGAAACUUUUUUUUUUUAAAUUAUAUAGGAGUAAAGUACAAUUUUUCACUUCAGGUGUCUUUACCACCAGCCGUCUCUUGGUACGUGAAUCAAAAAACCCAUCUACGUGCAGUCCCUCCAUUGAAUUUGGUUCAUCCAUAUUUGUACUAAUUUUAAUAGGAAUCUUUAACCAGAGAGCUGUCGUUUAUCUGUGUGAGAGAUGAUGAAUGUUUUCAGAAAAUUGCUCCCAUGUUCUUAUCCCUUCAGGAAAUUGUACCUGCUGGCUGUGUUGCCUCCAAUAUUUAAAUGUAAUAGAUUAGAAAUGAGCUUUUUGUCCAUCAGUGGGGGAAUUCAGGUGUACUAGCAGAAAAGUGAAAGGCAGAUUUACACAACGGUAAAAAAAAAAAAAAAAAAAAAAAA
Fundulus heteroclitus (mummichog) is the source of this 8017-nucleotide messenger RNA. RefSeq names its product shroom family member 1 (gene shroom1). Gene Ontology annotation, molecular function: actin filament binding. Gene Ontology annotation, biological process: actin filament organization. Gene Ontology annotation, cellular component: apical junction complex; adherens junction; cortical actin cytoskeleton. The transcript has 9 exons. Bases 418 to 5058 code for a protein of 1546 amino acids. The record is from RefSeq and is a predicted model, not a curated record. Lineage: Eukaryota; Metazoa; Chordata; Actinopteri; Cyprinodontiformes; Fundulidae.